This is a messenger RNA of Scatophagus argus, 3427 nucleotides long. RefSeq names its product solute carrier family 4 member 1 adaptor protein. The record is from RefSeq and is a predicted model, not a curated record. The transcript is spliced from 14 exons. Lineage: Eukaryota; Metazoa; Chordata; Actinopteri; Scatophagidae. Gene Ontology annotation, molecular function: protein binding; mRNA binding. The coding region runs from base 45 to 2519 and encodes 824 amino acids.
GACGGAGAUAACCCGGGCAAAAUUUAUAGUCACACCAAAUAAACAUGGCUGCCUCCCCGCCGUCAGAAGUGUGUGUGAGAAAUACGGAUGAAGAAAUGAAUUCUGCAAUAGAAACGGACGAUUGCUCGGUCACGAAGAAUGGAUGUGAACCCCAAAACAAAGACGUACUUAAAACUGAAUCAGAAACAAAGGACAUUUUUAAGAAACCGGCGCUUUUCGCAGCACCUUCCCUCACCAGCAAACGCAGCACAGUCGCUGCUACGUCUAAACCAACAGCGGCCGAAACAAAAGCUUUGCCAGAAAAUAACAACGUUGACGUUGCAGACACUACUCGAGAAAAUUCUGUAACUGAUGUCAGUGAAAACAAAACUACCGAAAAAGGGAAAGAAGAGGGCAAAAAAGGCGCUAAAGACGCUUGUGUGGCUCCUGAUAAAUCCAAGACAGAAGCUAAACCCAGGGUGCUCCCUGUGAAAGGACCCCCGGCUGGUAAAUUCCCCCCUAUCCCUUAUAAAGAGCCGCCCUGGGGUGGCAAGGCUCCAGAUACCGCCUAUGCUUUGGAAAUCCUUAAAAACGGCACUAUCGUGGACACGGUACCCCUCACACAGAAAAGUUACUUUGUGGUUGGACGUUUACCUGUGUGUGACGUCUCUUUGGAGCAUCCGUCCAUCUCCAGGUACCACGCAGUGAUUCAGUACCGCAGAGAGGCUGGAGCGAGAGAGUGUGUCGGGGAGGAGAUCGGGUUUUACAUCCAUGACCUGGGCAGCACACAUGGUACUGUGGUUAACAAGAACAAGAUUCCCCCGAAGACCUACAUCAGAUUACGUGUGGGACAUGUCUUAAAGUUUGGCGGGAGCACGAGGCUUUUUAUCCUGCAGGGUCCAGAGUUUGAUGAGGAAGAGGAGUCUGAGCUAACGGUGACAGAGCUCAGGGAGCGAGCCCGGAAACAGAAGGAAGAGCUGGAGAGGCGGAUGAUGGGAGAAGGAUCUGAUGAUGAGGAAGAGGCUAUGGAGGGAGAGGAGGAGGAGGAUGGCAAAAUAAACAAGGGCCAGAGCAAACUGUCAAAUGAAGACUCAGGCUGCUCAUGGGGAAUGGCUGAGGAGGUUGUUCCAGAGGAAGACGAGAACGAGGAAAACCCUUUUUCAACAGAGUUCCACGAGGACCAGGAAGCUGCCUACCUGAAAGACCCAAAGAAGGCUUUACAGGGCUUCUAUGACAGGGAAGGAGAGGAGCUGGAGUUUGAGUAUGAAGACAAAAGCCGUGGAAGCUGGCUUUGCAGAAUAAAGCUUCCUGUGGACGAUGCCAUGGGCCGGCAGCUGGUUGCUGAGGUGACCCACACAGGGAAGAAGAAAGAAGCAGCCGUUCAGUGUUGCCUGGAGGCUUGUCGCAUGCUGGAAGCCAGAGGGCUGCUGCGGCAGGAAGCAGUGUCCCGUAAGCGCAAGAAGAAGAACUGGGAAGAUGAGGAUUACUACGACAGCGAUGAUGACACCUUCCUGGAUCGGACCGGCACAGUGGAGAAGAAGAGGCAGGAGAGGAUGAAGAAGGCGGGAAAGAUUGAGGAGCGGCCUGACACCUAUGAAUCAUUGGUGGCCAAACUGUCAGAGGUGGAGAAGGAGCUGGCAGAGACUCAGAAGAAGCUCAGUGCUGCGAGGGGAGACUCCUCCGGCUCUUCUAGCGAGGACCCGCUGGACGCUUUCAUGACUGCAGUGCGGACUGAAGCGGCGAUGGACGGCGUGGAGCGCAGGAAGCUUCACGUGCAUGUAGCCGACUUACGCAAGGAAGCUCAGAGGCUCCGCAAGCUGGUGGAGCUCACGCGGCCCGCCCAGAUGCCCUCGCUGCUGCCGAGUGGCAGCUCAGAGACAGAGAAACCCAAAAGAACUUUACCUCUGUUUGGAGCCAUGAAGGGAGGAAGCAAAUUCAAACUGAAGACCGGCACCAUUGGGAAGUUGCCUCCUAAGCGUCCUAACUUGCCCGCAGAGCUCUUCAACAUGAAAACACUUUCACCAGGUGGAGAAGAGGAGGAAGAGGUGGAGGAGGAGGAGGAGGAGGAGGAGGAGGAAGCAGAAGAGGCAGAAAAACAUGAGGAUAAUGAUGAGAAAGCAACACUUACGAAAAUGAAUGCUGACCCUGAAGAGUCCAGUGCAUCAGUGUCUCAAGAGAGCACUUCCUCAGCGAGCCGAGGACGGCAAGCGGUGCAGUCCCAAGGGCCAAGAGAGCAAAGCCACAAGCAGAGGAGAGGCGAGGACUCAGCUGAAACAGUGGAGGAGGUCCCUCAGCAGGGCAGCAACAGCAAGGCUGCGGCCGCGUCCAGUCCAGAGUCCAAAGCAGAAGGUGACAGAGAGCCACCAGCAGGGUCCAGUGCCAGAAAGAGUGUGAAUAAGAAAGUGAUGGGCCCCAGGAGGCCACCAGUGAAGCUCUCAGGACAGUAUCCAGAGGACGACCCUGAUUAUUGUGUGUGGAUGCCUCCAGCAGGUCAGACUGGAGAUGGCCGCACAGCCUUAAACGACAAGUACGGCUACUGAGUUCUUGCGUCUCCACUGCACCCAGCUACUGGAGAUAAUACCUGCAGCACAAAGCCUUCUUAGUCCUGACCAUUAACCCCCUCCACCAAUCCCAGUUGCCCAGUGUGUGGUUCAACUCGGACAAGCCUGUGACAGAACAGGCAAAGUUAAUAAUGCUGCUCCUUAUAUCUUUUGGAAAUAUUUGUGUUCUCAGAUAGCCAUAAACAAAAAUUCACAUUGAACUGGCCCCCCUCCGUGCAGACACUGGGCAGUCAGCCUGCUGGCACUUUUCAGUCUGGACUAUAAUUGAGAUGUGUAGCACUUAAAUCUUGUUCUUUUAUUCGAAUUCCAUAUCAUCCAAGCAGAAAGUAGAAAGGGGCCGAGCAGGAGCAGUAACUGAUCUGAAUUCAGCUUUCUACUCUUUGGCUGCUCCCCUUGCAGUUAAAUCCACCUGACAUCCAAUCUGUAUCCCUCCCCUGUUUGGCUUCAGUCAAUCGCUGGCAUAACCUUUUUUUUUUCCAAAGGAGAGUGUGUAGCAAGAAGGGAGAAAGAGGGAGAGUAUUGAAGCAGCUUUUCUGACCAUCUGGACACUUGGAUGGCUUACUGGAUGAAACGCAAGCUGAUAAUGACUCAAGCUAAGCGGAGUGUGUGUCUUGUGUCUACACAGAGACACACACACACACACACACAGCGUCCAACCUUCCCAAGUUCUCUUUUUAACAAGAUUGUCUUUAUGAGCGAGUCAGCUAUUGGUGUGUGUUUGCCUAGAGCAGGAUUCCUCGCGCUGUGAAAUCCCACUCAGUGCUGCUCUGUUAGUUUACUGCCAUACUUUCCACCCUCUUUCCUGUUUUUGUUUCUUAAAUCACAAAAUAAAGAAAUGUAAACCUUAUUUUGUUAUAUAAGUGUAUAAUAAAAAUGUCUGUACAUAA